AUGGAGGACGAAAAUAUUAUCCUCUGCGAUAAAUACUCAUUAGGCAAAAAAAUCGGCGAAGGAUCCUUCGGAGAGAUUUAUUUUGGAAUCGAUAUUGAAACAAAAAGAGAAGUCGCCGUCAAAGUAGAGCCACCAUCAAUUAAUGUUCCUCAAUUAAUUGCAGAAGCCAAAAUCAUACGCUCUCUCGAUAAAGGCAUUGGAAUUCCAAAAGUGAUAUGAUACGGAACCAGAGAAACCACAAACUAUAUGGUCAUGGAAAUGCUAGGACAAUCUUUAGAAGACAAGUUUAAAUUAUGCAAUCGAAAAUUUUCUAUCAAAACAACAGUUAUGAUAGCAGAUCAAAUAAUAACGAGAAUAGAAUAUGUACAUACAAACAGUAUCAUUCAUAGAGAUAUAAAGCCUGACAAUUUCAUGACUGGAAUUAACAAAAGAGCGAAUUUAAUUUAUAUCAUCGAUUUCGGAUUAAGCAAAAAAUACCGAGACCCCAAAACAAAGCAGCAUAUCCCAUAUAAAGAAAAUAGAAGUCUUACGGGGACUGCCCGCUAUGCAAGUGUGAAUGCACAUAUGGGGAUUGAGCUGAGUAGAAGAGAUGAUUUAGAAAGCAUUGGAUAUUUAUUUGUAUAUUUCACAAAAGGAGAGCUGCCUUGGCAACGAAUUCAAUGUGAUGGGAAAAAAGAAAAGUAUAAGAAAAUCAUGGAAUCCAAGUAUAGCACCCCAGUUGAAGUCUUAUGCAGAGGACUUCCUAUAGAGUUUGUAGAGUACUUGCUUUAUUGCAAGUCAUUAAGAUUUGACGAAAAGCCUGAUUACGAUUAUUUAAGAGGGCUGCUCAGAAAAGUAGCGCUUGACCAGAAUUUUACAUUAGAUCUGGAGUUUGACUGGAUUAUUAUUGACAAAAAAACACAUCAAAGUGAAACUGCUGACUCCAGCUUUGUGAGGACAAGACCUAAAUAUCAUAGAGUUCCUCAGCCCUUUCCAUAUGAUAUGGGCCAGGAAUCAGACUCGCAAAAUGAUUCAAAAACAAUCACGAGGCAGUCAUAUAUUGGCCCAGAAUUUAAUGAUAAACAGAAAAUUUUAGAUGGCCGUAGAGACUUCCUAGAUCGAUCAUUUAUUAGAAGAAAUAGUGUUCGAGAGAAGGCUAAUAAAAGUUGUCACAGAUAUAUUAAAAUGGUUUUGCGAUUCAGUCCGCCCUAAUAGUCACGGAAAUUAGUCAAAUUAAGUCUGACUAAGGCUUAUGUAUGUCCAAAAUAGGUUUGGCUUGGUUGGUUUCUGUAGCUGGAAAGAAGUGACUCGGCAAUGUCCUUCGGGACCAUCAGGGUUCACCUUGCACAACGUCAGAGGUUGUAGCAUAGGCCAAAGAGGCUGAGUCUUUUUCUGUAAAUACUGACAGCAGCCACCCAGCACAUGCUAGGCUCAGGAUUUUCAUGGAUCAAACUCCUCAGGAGACCAUUGUUAGAAAGGCAAGGAGAAGGCGUAACUCCCUUGCGUACACUUAUUUUGUACUGGUAGUAGGCAGCUUGGAGAAGAAGAAAUGUAGUUUAUGAGCAUUCGGCAAGCAAAUCAUUGCCUAUUUGGCUAUAUAGAGAUCUGUUUCGCAAAAUGGAUGAAAAUCCUAGGAUGUCCUUGGUGACUGCAUACCAAUAUGGUUUCCACCGCAUAUUAAUUAGUAUUAAAAAUUCAUUCGGCUAAGGUUUUCCUGACGCAAGUUGGGCAGUAACGCUGAGCUAAUCACCCAAUCUCAAUCUUGGCAAGUUUUUAUUCAUGAGUCAAAGGAAUCGAGAAUUGGAAAAGGGAUCUCCAAAUAGUGUUGAGAGUUUCUUGGCCAAUUGAAAUUAUUUCCCAGAGUGAAGCCAGGAGUUACGUCCUGAGCUUCGAAUUUCAUAUUUUAAGAGAGUGACCAGAAAAAUUCAAACCUUCUAAAGUUUCAAUGAUGGGUGCCCAUUUUGGCGGGAAAUAGCUGAAACCUUUCUUCCGAAUAACGAGUAGCAAGAGCUCUUGCCUGAUAAGAGCAAUCAUUCGUGAUCGCAUAAAACGAAAAAUACAAAAGGCGAGUAAGCAUUAGGGAAGAGGUAGUCCUUUCAAAAUUAUAGUGAGCUUUCUUAAAGUCUAAUAGCGUAAAAAAGCUGUCAUAUAUUUUAA
Molecule: messenger RNA, 2136 nt
Organism: Blepharisma stoltei
Lineage: Eukaryota; Ciliophora; Heterotrichea; Heterotrichida; Blepharismidae
Source: the annotation of a GenBank genome assembly